AGCAAUGCAUCCUAGCUUUUCUCUUGUUUAAUUUAGCAGCAGCCGUCGCGUUCGUCCAUCCCAAGGCAAGGCGACACCGCCACCGGCCCCCAUCCUCCGCCCACCUAUUUAUACAGGCCACACCUCUCUUUCUCAUCGCCAUCGUCAAAGCAUCCCAUCCGUUUCUCCAUUCGCUUCCGUUCCAGAAGCAUCGUCAAGCAUCCGGCAUCAACCAUGGGCUCCCGCUACGAGGUUGAGGUGACGGUGGGUUCCGCCAGCAACCUCAAGAACGUCAACUGGCGCAACGGCGACCUCAAGCCCUACGCCGUGCUCUGGGUCGACGACGGCCCCAAGUGCUCCACCCGCGUCGACCUCGACAACGGCGAGAAUCCCGUCUGGGACGACAAGCUCGUCGUCCCGCUCCCUCCUCCCUCCGCCGCCCGGCUCGACGACGCCGUCCUCUGCAUCGACGUCGUCCACGCCAACGCCGCCGAGGGUGUCAAGCCGCUCGUCGGAUCCGCGCGCCUCCCGCUCCGCGACGUCCUCGACGACGCCGGCAUCGGGGCCAAGGUCUCCCGCACCCUCACGCUCAAGCGCCCCUCCGGCAGGCCCCAGGGCCGCCUCGACGUCCGCGUCGCCGUCCGCGAGGCCGCGCGCUACUACGACCCCAACCCCUACCCGGCGCCGGGGUACGGAAACCCCGCCGGAGCAGGCUCGCGUGACCCGUACUACGCGGGAGGGGGACAGGCGCCGUACGGCCAGCCGGCGUACGCCGCGCCGCCGGCGGGCUACCCGGCCGGUGGUUCUGCUACUUACGGCGGUGGCUACGGAGCUGCCGCCGCUCCCCCUCCGGCGGCGUACGGGGCGGUUGGUGGUGAUCCCGCGGCGUACGGUGCCGCUCCAGCCACGGCUGCUCCCGGGAAGAGCAGCAAGAUGGGGAUGGGGACGGGGCUGGCGGUAGGCGCGGCGGCGGGGGUGCUGGGCGGGCUGGCGCUGGCGGGGGGAGCAAGCUACCUGGAGGACAAGCUGGAGGACCACGUCGCCGAGAAGGUGGAGGAGGACCUGUACGCCGGCGGCGACGAUGGUGACUACGACGACGACUACUAGGUAGAGAGGAUCGAUCGACCUAUCAUCAUUCUAUCGGAAUCGGAAUAUGGAUGGAAUCAAGUCGAGUAAGCCAGUGAUCGGGAGGUUGUUGAAAUAAGUUGGAGUGAUUUGGUGAGAGACUCCAUGUUACUGUAUUUCUUCGUUCGCCUUCAAUCCAAUCUUGCUUUCCAUCGAUUACGUACGUACUAUAGAACACGUAAUCCAGGAACAUGACCCGGUGAUGUAGAUCGCAUGGUACAGUAUGGUUUCUGUUUCUUUCUCCUC
Molecule: messenger RNA, 1350 nt
Organism: Setaria italica (foxtail millet)
Lineage: Eukaryota; Viridiplantae; Streptophyta; Magnoliopsida; Poales; Poaceae
Product: protein SRC2 homolog
Exons: 1
Coding region: 214-1086 (290 amino acids)
Biological process (GO): defense response
Source: RefSeq, a predicted model, not a curated record